CUAGUAAACCCAAAAUGUUUGAAAUCGAGCCCAAAUAAAGGCCCAAAACGUAAGCCCAUUAAUUUGCCGUAAUUUCGAGAAUGCGAAGCAAAAAAGCGGGAACUAUUCUGAUCCAAAUUUCGUGAAAAAUCAUUUCCCGCUUCUCUCUCAGGUAAAUCAAACUCUUCACUCUGCAAAAAAAAAAAAAAAAAAAGUUCAAACUCUCCAUUUCUUUUCCCAUCUUGGGUUUUCUCGGCUACCAAACAGUUAUACUAUUGCUACAUUUCUCAUGUGAUCAUAUCGUUUCGGUCUUUCAAGUUUCACACUAUUCCAGAUCGAACUUCGGGUUUCAGAUAAUCGAUUUCUAAUGAGAAAGAUUCGGUUUGAUUGAGAUAAGCUAUGUCAAAUUACGAUCUUAGCUGCUCAGAACAAGUGCCUGGUGUAAACACCGCCGCAGAUUGUGAGAAAGCGUGGCAUAUCUUGGCGAUUUUGUUGAGCAUAGGCCGGCCGGCGAGUCUUGGAGAGCUUUCUUCGAAGUGCGAGUUGUUCGAUGCGACGCCGGAUUACAUUGGGAGCCUCUGCUCGAACCCUAACUCGCCGAUUAUUCUUUUGGAUAAUCAACUCGUUACUGUUUCCAUGGCGGUGGUUUCGUCCAUGGUAGAGUUUGCGUCAAAAUCAAAGUCCGGUGGUGGUGGGGGUUCCGUUUCGCUGUUUGGAAUUGAAUUCAACGAAUCGAACAAGCAUUUGAAUUUUGACGUUAAGACCUACUUUCGGAAGCGGAAGGAAAAGGAAUUUGAUCCGGUUGUGUUCUCGGCAGCUAAAAGGAGGUUAUUGUAUCAAGGGGAAAACGAUCAACUUAUGCUGUCGUUACCUACUGAAAUUAAGGAAAUUUGUAAUAAUGAUAAAGCUACUGUCCCUUUACUUCUUGGGUCCAACUGUGAGUUUUCGAAAAAUUCCAUGAUGAAUGGUAACCAGGGGAAAGAUGAAGGUAGUGUUGGGACAAACAUUUUAGAUGAGGGUAGUGCUGGGACAAACAUUUUUAAUGAUAGUAGUGCUGGGACAAACAAUAGAGAUGAGGGUAGUGCUGGGACAAACAUUUUAGAGGAGCAGCAGGAGUGUUCUGGAUAUGUACAUACAUCAACUUUGCCUUGCAGCUUGGUAAAUAAAGAAUCAAAUUUGGGUGUUCUGGAACCAAUCCAAGAGGAUCAAAUUAUGGCACACAACUACAUUGAGACCUUACCUUUGCCUGAUAACUUUCAUGAUUCAUUAUCAAUCAAGAAAGCAGAUGUUGACGAAGCUGUUGGAUCUAAGAAUGGAGUGUGUCGGAGUCUCACAUUUGACGGAGAGGAAGAUAAAAUAGGUAAUGGUUUGCCAUUAGAGGGUGGCUUUUCUAAUGCUCAUUCUUGCAGAAGUUUGAUACAUCACAUAGAAGAUGUUGCAGAAAACAUAGCAGGAACUAGUGGUAACAAAGGUGUCAUUGAUCAUCAUGAGGAAAAAGGAGAUACAGAAAAAACUGUUCGUUUUAAGGAGUUAAAAAAUCUGGUGAGUAUUUCGACAAUGGACAAAGAGCGAACACAUAGAUUGGAAACUCACACCAACAUUAGAGUAUCUGGGAAUUCUUCCAGUCAGAAGCAACCUGUGAAAUCAUAUAUUAAGUUGAAGCGCAUGAGCAAGAAUUUGCCUCCACAACAAGGAGUGCUUUUGGGGCCAUCAAAAUAUAGUAGACUUAUAAUAUCCCGUAAAAGUGAUCAGAAGCGUCAUUCUGGGGAGCAUAACUCAAAGAACAGUAAUAACGGAAAAGAAAAUGCAGUAAAUCCAACGUCUAUGUCAUUAAAGAACAAUUUGGAGAAAAAGGAAUUCCCUCAGUUCGACAAUUUUCUCAUAGAGGAUGAAGAAGGUUCAGGUGGUUAUGGCAUUGUUUACAGAGCCCGAAGAAUUAGUGAUGGGAAAAUGUGUGCUAUUAAAUGCCCUCAUGGUAAAGCUCAAAAACAUCAUGUCACUAACGAACUUAAAAUGCUUGAGCGCUUCGGUGGUAAAAACUUCAUAAUUAAGUAUGAAGGUUCACUCAAAAGUGGUGAUGCAGAGUGCUUUAUAUUGGAACAUGUUGAUCAUGACCGACCUGAGAUUCUGAAAAGAGAAAUAGAUCUAUUUCAGCUUCAGUGGUAUGGUUAUUGCAUGUUCAGGGCCCUUGCGUGCUUGCAUAAGCAGGGAGUGGUUCACAGAGAUAUUAAACCUGGCAAUUUUCUUUUCUCUCGGAAGCUAAAUAAGGGAUACCUUAUUGAUUUCAACCUUUCCAUGGAUUUACAGCAAAGGCUGAGUGUUGGAAGUAAACCAAAACAAAGCAGUUAUGCAUCUUUUGUUCAUGCUCCUCUCUCUUCCCCGGUAGCUGCUCAGUCGACCAAAGAUAAUAAGGCUGUGAGAGUUCAUCGUUUUGCUGUUAAUCAAGGAGGCACAGUAGAUUUAAAGCCAAGUCACGAACAUAAGAAUAGCGUGAAGAGGAAGGCUCUUACUGAUUUGAGUAAUUUUAAUAAACUUAAAAGCCAAGGUGCAGAUGGCUCAGGUAUAACCUCUGCAAAAGAUGCAGCGGGCGCUAGGACUCCUUCAGCAGAAAGGACGAGGGAGCCUCUUCCAUCCUUAGGAAGAAAGGAGUUACUUAGCCUUGUGCAGAAUGUGAUGAGAAGUCCAAAUAAUGAUGAUGAUCUAAAGACCUCCGUUUCUCAAAGGAAGAGAAUUGCUGCUCCUUCAUGCAAGAUGGAAAGAAAGAAUUUCUACACGAGCCCAAUGCCUUUGUAUUCUAAUGGUGUACCUGUUGUUGAUGCUGCAUUACUCAAAGGCAAAGGAGAAGGGAAGCGAAAAAAGGAAGGUUCAUGUGUUGGAACCAAAGGAUUUCGUGCUCCAGAGGUCUUACUAAGGUCACUGCAUCAAGGUUCAAAGAUUGAUGUUUGGUCAGCUGGAGUUACCCUACUUUACCUAAUGAUGGGAAGAUCACCUUUUACCGGAGACCCUGAACAGAACAUGAAAGACAUUGCAAAGUUAAAAGGCAGUGAAGAUUUGUGGGAAGUUGCUAAGCUUCAUGACCGUGAAUCAUCAUUUCCAUCGGAGUUAUUAGAGGUCCAAUUCUUGGACUCUAUGGAAAUCCGUAGUUGGUGCAGGGCCUACACAAGGAGACCUGAUUUUUUCGAGACUAUACCAACAUCGCUAUUUGAUCUUGUUGAUAAAUGCUUGACUGUAAAUCCAAGGCUGAGGAUCACUGCAGAAGAAGCUCUUAGGCAUGAGUUCUUCGCCUCGUGCCAUGAGAGCUUGAGAAAGGUGAGGUUGCAGAGUAGUAUGUCAGUGUGUCCAGCUCUAAAUAUUUAAGUAACAAAGGAAAAAUAAAUGAAGACCUUUUUUGAAGAUUUCAGUAGCUAUUAUUGUUGUAACACCCUGCAAAUAGAUAGGUUGCCCUCAAUUCAAAAUUCUGUUGUAUAUUUUGUUGAAUAGAAUCCAAAGCCAAAAUAGUGUAGAUUUGAUGCAAA
Messenger RNA from Cannabis sativa, 3494 nucleotides. RefSeq lists its product as uncharacterized. The record is from RefSeq and is a predicted model, not a curated record. Gene Ontology annotation, molecular function: protein serine/threonine kinase activity; ATP binding. Gene Ontology annotation, cellular component: nucleus. Lineage: Eukaryota; Viridiplantae; Streptophyta; Magnoliopsida; Rosales; Cannabaceae. The coding region runs from base 379 to 3336 and encodes 985 amino acids. The transcript is spliced from 15 exons. Gene Ontology annotation, biological process: protein phosphorylation; mitotic DNA damage checkpoint signaling.